Molecule: messenger RNA, 748 nt
Organism: Rubroshorea leprosula
Lineage: Eukaryota; Viridiplantae; Streptophyta; Magnoliopsida; Malvales; Dipterocarpaceae
Source: the annotation of a GenBank genome assembly
AAUCCAAAACUAAUCAUAAAUGGGUAUGAGAGCAAAUGCUUUUGGUUCUAAAAAUUGUUUUCUUCUGCAAGCUUCAGACAAUCUAAAGGAGAGGCUUGGCGCUAUUGAGGUGCCUGGUGGCUUUCUAUUUCAAUGGUGGUCUGUCUUUUGGGACAAAUUCAUCGCUAGGACAAAUGAGAAGCACUCUGAAGCUCUAACAUUGAGGUGCUUGGCUGAUGAGACUGCAGUCCUUUUACUUUAUUCAUUGGUGCAAGGAAACUCUGAUUUUUUGGAAUAUGUUCUCAUGCGAACUGAUGUGGAUACCUUGGUAGCCUUUUCAAACCAGAAAGGAGGUUGUGGAGAAGUCUACAAGGCUGAAUUGCCAGGAAGAAAUGGAAAGAUGAUUGCCAUAAAGAACAUUAUUCAACCCUCAAAGGAAGCUACUGAGUUGACUGAAGAAGAUAGCAAGCUUCUGAACAAGAAGAUGCAACAAAUUUGGUUAGCAAUUGCCAUAGUUGGCCAAAUUUAGCACAGAAAUCUUCUUCCUCUUCUGGUUCAUGUUGGUUGUCUUGUCAAGAUGAAUCCAUUGUCAAGUAGGUAUUCAAUCAUUGUUAGUGCCUUCUGUUGAUUCUUCUGUGUUUUGUUUCACCAUGUGUUACCAGUGUUAAUUGGAAAGUUAUUUAUUGAGGAAGCUUCUGGUCAAGUGCUUUAUUUAUAUAUUUAUUUCUUCUUUCAAGUUACAUGCUUUUAAGAAAAGAAUGUUUUUUUU